Molecule: messenger RNA, 1597 nt
Organism: Lingula anatina
Lineage: Eukaryota; Metazoa; Brachiopoda; Lingulata; Lingulida; Lingulidae
Source: RefSeq, a predicted model, not a curated record
UUACAACCCUGACCUGCUAGACAGUAUGAAUAAAGCUGGCACAACAGGUAAAUUCUUAGAUAACUCCAAAGCACUCUCAGACGCUGAGUUUGACGCCUACGUCGCAAAGGUGAAAGCAGCAGCCUCCGAGUUACCCGACGGUAAUCUCAAGCACUUCGACUGGGACACGCCUGCCAAAAAAGUAACAUUCACGCAGAGGAUAAAAAGUGGUUGGUCAUCUUUCCGAAACUUUAACCUGUUUAACUGGAGGGGACGUCAAGUGAAGAUAAGCAGUGUUCUUACCAUGGGAGCUAUUGGCGGUUCCUUGAACGUCGCGCUCUGUUUGUACAUGACCAUUUCGUCAACCCAAAGUGUAGAGGAAAGAAUCAAAACCAUUGACAGUAGCCUCGACGAAUCCAAGGUGAGCGUGGAAGAGAAACAGGUAGAGCUAGAUGCUCUUCUUGUAGAGGAGAAAGACCUCUAUACAAAAGUCAAGAACAACACCGUCACCUUGUACAAUCUCUUUAGUACCGUCGAUAGCACCAUUGCAGACGACCCGAGUUGCCAGGACACUUUGUGCACAUUCCUCCGUGACGCUGCCCAAAUCCAGGUUAUCUCCGACUUCCUUGCUACGUGGAAUAAUGACACGGUCACCUCGAGUACAAUUCUGGUUAGUCAAUUGGCUUUCAUGGCAGCUCUUGCCGAAUCGAAGACGGAAAUGCUUGACAUAUACAACUCUGCCACAGUCACCACCAACGUCAUGAAUUGGGUGACCGACGGUUUGACACUAGACAGGAUGCUGGAGAAUGCAGCCUCGCUGAAUCUCAAUGCCCGUCUUCCCGACCAUUUCUCCGUCCUGAACAUCAUCAAGGUGGCUUUCCCGUCGCGCACUUCCUACGACGGAGUUCCAUUAAGUUGUAUUGGCACUUCCAUCACAACACAGACAGAGCUUGAAGCGUUCUUGGCUCACGCCGCUCCUAUAACUGGAGAUGUUGUUGAUGACAUCAAGACUGGAAAACUUUUUGGCGUUUCCCCAGCUGUUAUCGUCGGGAUGAUACAAAACAAAGUGGGUUCCGGUGAUCUCCCUGCAAACCCAUGCAAUGGCCAAGCCUGUACCAGCGAAGAUGUGUUGAAGGUGAUUGCCGCAGAGUAUCCCAACGAAACAGAAUAUAAUGGCAUAGCUUUGGCACCAUACAGAAGCACUGCCACUUGUUAACGAUCCUUGUUGCCUGUUCCAAUUAAGCCCCAAAAGAAAACGUAUAUGUCAUUCAUUAUGAUUCAUAUUAUCCAUUUGUUUCACUUAGUUUGGAUAACAAUAGAAAUAGCUUAAAGUGACAAAUUGUGAGAUUUUAAACAUACACUUUACGUUCAAUGAAAAGUACAUAAAGUGCGUCCUGGUAAGCUUUUCUGAAGACAAUUAAGCAAUAGUUUUUGAUCAUACUUUAACAGAGUUGGCACUGAUUAAUGUCACAAAGAAUUAUCAAAUUAACCACCUGCUGACGAACCCUGAAUACAUUCUCCAUUAAAUAAGUUUAGUGCUAUGUGCUGUUGUCUUUAAAUGAUCACAUGACAGCUGUAAACCGUUUCAAUUAGUUUUCUUAAAUUCCAUACAUCAUUU